This is a messenger RNA of Macrobrachium nipponense, 6907 nucleotides long. RefSeq names its product protein mono-ADP-ribosyltransferase PARP12-like. Bases 184 to 2544 code for a protein of 786 amino acids. Gene Ontology annotation, molecular function: NAD+ poly-ADP-ribosyltransferase activity; zinc ion binding; NAD+-protein mono-ADP-ribosyltransferase activity. The transcript is spliced from 3 exons. Lineage: Eukaryota; Metazoa; Arthropoda; Malacostraca; Decapoda; Palaemonidae. Gene Ontology annotation, cellular component: nucleus. The record is from RefSeq and is a predicted model, not a curated record.
CGCCGGUCUGGCAGCAGCAUCCUUGCCCACAACUGCUUAGUGGAAUAGCAGAGCUGGACGUAUACCGUAUUCCGCAGCCGUGGGAAACGAUCUGUUAAGUGCACUCAAGGGGACAACAGACAUUCAGAAUUGAUUGCCUAUUAACUUAGGCACAAACUCUCAGAAAGAGAAGGCGUGAGUGACAUGAUGACAUCCCCUUCUUUUCCGUGUGGUAAGAUUCACAUUCGGGAUUUAUGCUCCUCUAUGACAAAGAUGGAUGAAGAAGAAGUUUUGGGAUUGACGCCCUCCCCUGCCCCGUCUGGCAGCACCACUCUGGAGCAUUUCAGCGGCGGUGGAGUCGUCGAAACCGAAGAUAGAAAUCAACUGGUGUUUGGGAUAAAUGAUGAAAACUACUUCCCCGCAGUCGAAGAAAGCAUUUGGGAGGAAACAUCAGUCGGCGAUAUCUACAAUGCUGAUGGGAUGGAGAGCGAAGCAAAUGACGAAAUGUCUCGCCCAAAAACUGCUGUCAAUGGAAUGAUGCCCCACAGUGUAAUUGAUGUCAGAAACCUGGUAGAUUUCCUGUCAGGGUGCCCAUCAUUUUCUUCUUCCCUCAGGACUCUACAAAUACACUUUCAAGGUAAACUCUGUGACAAAGUGAUAACCAAAUACCCUAAUAUCUUUGCUUGGAAGGAGGACACAGUGACAUUGCAACCUCUGUUGAAAAUCUGCGAAAAACACAAUGGUUUUCAUGGAUGUGAAAAUCAAGAUAAAUGCAACGAACUACACAUAUGUAAGCAGUAUGUGAUGGAUAAAUGUCAAGAAACCAAUUGUGUAUUCAGUCACAAAUGGGAUGUGGGUGGCAAUUUCGGUAUCCUUGAGAGACUUUACAUUGACCACCUUCCUUUUACAACUCUGCUCAAGUUAGCAAGGGCUUAUGAAACUAUGCCAGUGCCGAGUUUACUUGAAGUAUGCCAGAGUUAUAAUGGUAACGGCUGCUUCACCGUUCCCUGCCCAUCACUCCACAUAUGCAAAACUUUCUUUCUUGCUCUAGCUGGGAAUGUAGCGUCUGAGUGCUCAGACACCUGUACGCUUAAUCAUGAUAUUCUAGAUCCUUCUUGCAGUACCAUUUUGUCGUUAAACAAAGUACCAACUAAUGAGACUCCAAGAGACAUAUCUAUAUUCCUCAUUUCGACUUACCCAUCAUUGUUACCUCAAGGAAUGAGAGCUGUAACAAGGAAAUCCCUUUUCUCACAGAGUGAAGUAGAAUCUAAAAGGAACACCAAGACUGUAUGGUCUCACUACUUGCACGGGGAUGUAGAUACUUGUGAGAUUUGUUAUAAAUCGGUUGAGGACAUUUGUCCUUUUGAGAAGACUGGAUGCAAACGACUUCAUUCUACCAAUCAUUUUCAUUGGCAGUUUAGUGCGGAUGGCAGUCACUGGUUCAACUUGAGGGCAGACCAAGUAAAGUGUCUGGAACGAGCAUAUUGUGAUCCAAGUAAAGACAGCAUUAAAUUGCCUCGCCUCGAUCCCGCAACACUGGAACGAUCUCUCAAGACCCUCUUCACCAUAAUGGGACGGGCCUCAUGGUCCUGUGAUUUUCCUGCUAUGACCUUGACAAAUUCAUCAGGAACCCAAACGCUUCAGUUACGGCGUUUGUGUACUGAAACUGUUCCUGGUGUAAUAUUAAAGCCAUCUACAUAUGUAUGGUACUGUUGUGAUAAGAACAAACGGUGGGUGCUGUAUGAUAAUACAGACACACUUGGAUAUAACAACCUUGCAUUUAAUAUUUCUUCAGAAGUAAUAGAAAACCAUUACAUUUCAGAUCAAGUGACAAGUUUGUCAUUGUCAAACUUCCAUUUUGAUUACAUCUUAGACUUCAACAGCAUGUCCCAAAUAAAUCAAACCACAGGGACACGUCAGAAAAUGAAGAGGAGACCUGAACCCCACCUUGAAGAGGAAGAAAUGGAAGGUUUGCCAGAAUCAUGGAAAUUAGUAUACACAAUUCAACACGCACAUCGGAUUGUUCUUGACAGAGCAUCUCCAGAGUUCAACAAAAUUAUGAAUCUUUUUCACCAAAACAAAGUUCUUCAGAUUAAAUGGUUAAGAAUUGAGAGAAUUCAGAAUCCUUACUUAUGGAGUGCAUAUCAGAACAAAGUACGGGAAAUGACUGUGAUUUAUGGGAGCACAGAAGCCGUAAAUAUACAAUAUCUCUUUCAUGGCACAGAUCCCCUUUCCGUAAACAAGAUAUGCGAGGAAAACUUCGACUGGCGUUUAAAUGGCUCCAAAAAUGGUCGGGCGUUUGGCUGCGGUACUUAUUUUUCAACCAAUCCACUUUCUUCUCUUCAAUAUAGUCAGCCUGACCAAGUGGGCCAUCGCUAUUUAUUUGUGUCUCGGGUUGCUGUAGGCACAAAAAUAAUAGGGGAUCAGUACAUGGUGAAACCGCCCAUCAAUCCGAUGACGCAGUUACCGUACGACUCCUCUGUAAACAGUGAUUGCAGUCCAACUAUUAUUGUCAAGUAUGACAAACAACACUACUACCCGGAAUACCUUAUUAUAUUAGCUUAGUUAACAAAGAAAUCUCAACCAAGAAACUAAACAGUUACAGUGAUACAUCCAUCAAAAUAUGUUUUAUUAAGAGUGUGUUCAAACCCUUUUUAAGACACUACAAAGUGACAUUGAUGUAAUGUACUGCAUCUAAUAUGUUCAAAGAGUAUGUCUCAAUUGUUUUGUACUCAUAUGGAGAGGAGGACCACGUACUAACGUAUGACUUAUUUUAAGAUACUUGCGAUUACUUGAUUGACUGUGAUUGUUUAUGUCUGCAGAUCCUAUCUGUGAUUUUUUAAUGGGUUAAAUGAUGAGAAUAGUGAUUGAAAAUUUUUAUAGAUAUCAAAAUGGUGGUCUUCAACCACUUUAGUAUAGGAAGUUAUUUGUAGCUGGUGAAAUGAAAUAUUGAAGUGUACGGAGCGACUGAUUAGCAAACUUUUCUUUAUGGAGUUGAGGUGCUAGAACUAACAAGGCGUGAUCCGACCACCAGCUUAUUUGGGACACGCGCAAGGUUUUCCAGUGGCGUAUGAGUUGUGAAAAUUUUACUCCUAACAUAAUGUGAAGUGGCCUUCGUAAUUGAUACUCAUAAAUAGCACCAUUUAUACAACCAGGAUCAAACAUUCUCAGUUAUAAGUGGAAGCACAAAAUAACUGAACAGAGAUAUAGCCAAUAAAUUCAGUACAUCAAAUGAAAUAAAACAUGCUAAAAUCUACAGACAGAUGUCCCGUUAUUUCACCCACGAAAAUGAAGAAAAAAAUACGAUAUACUUGAUUAGAAAUCAUUUUUCUGUAGUGUUUAGUCUGUACAUUAUUUGUUUUUCACAUUUUCAUUCUAAUACAUAAAUCAUAAAUAUCCCAUCCUAAAAUUCCUGUAUCUUUAACUCAACGCGAAACACCUUUUUCAGACCUUUUUAGGUUUUCCCGUAGCAUUUUCCUACUCCCCCAACAACAGUAACAACAAAGUAGUAGUUUGUAGGCCUAUUCCCCGAGUAAGCCAAACAAUCAGACCACCAAGAGGAGGAGGAGGAGGAAAACAGACUAAUUGAACAAUACAUAACAUCAACAACCUUUGAUAAUAACAAAUCACAACAAAGUGACAAUAUAAAGACACUGUUGCAGUGGAACCUGUCAUAGCUGGCUUAAGGUGGAUUAAAUACACACUUUGCGUAAAGUACUCACAGCUUUAUUGUCCCUUCACUGCGUUACAGGUGGUAUAACUUAUCACUUAUGCAUAGUGUUACUAUCCUGAUCUUGGUUGUCCUUUUUGGAUCCUGUUUGUUUACAACUUUACAUGCUUCCCCCUUUUUGACCGGAUCCCGCCAGCAUCACAAAGUAGAAAAAUAGUAAUGUAUCUUAUUGUAUAUUGCUACUUUCAAAAUGCAUAUUUCCCCUCUUUGAAAUGUUAUGUAGAAUUGUGCAACAUUUUUUCAGAUUCCUAGAUAGCUUAGAGAUAGGAUGUUUUAAAAUGUGUGUUCAGAUUUUGCAUUACAUAUUGUAAAAGAAUAUAUAACGUAGAAAGUAAAAAAGAGAGAGAUUUUCUUUGUCCGUUCAAAACUACGAUUGUUUCCUCUAUUAUGUCACACUGUGAGAUUAGAGGAACUGCGAGAUCUCUGUUUGCUUUCCUAAUCUGUCAACACGUUUGAUAAGUGAUCGAAUUGAGUCUUCGCGUUGUUAUCAAAACAUGUCAGUCUUAAUUAUCGCUUAGCCUCCGUGUCGAUCGAGUAGAGUACUGGUUUUUUUUUUUAACAGACUGGACUCAUACAUGUAUGUCUUUGCCGAGUGCCACGUGCAGAUUACACAUUUUGUAUAUAAAGUUGCGUAAGAUUUCAAAGCUUCUAGAAGCUUUGUGCCAAAAAUGUUUUAUGUCAUCUCCUCAGUCCAGUUUUUGCAAGGGAAGAGAAUUACAUUAGAUCUUAGAUUCUCGAGGCGUUAACAUUGCCCUCUCUCUCUCUCUCUCUCCCUCCCUCGACAUCCUUGAGAUUAUAUUAACGUAACGUAAAUUGGUCACCCGUAACUUGAGAAUUUCAUAUUUGAUAUUUCUUAGAGUUUAUUUAGUGUUAAAUAGUGUUUUUGUGGAAUCUGAACAAACAUUGUCGUUGUAACGGCGCCUGGUUUUUGGUAAAGUGAAACAAGACUGCAGCAAAGAAAGAAGUUGGUAUACCAAAAAGGUAAAGUGUGUUAUAUUUUUAUUAGUUGCAACUAAUAUCUAAUGGUUAUGAUGGUUUGGUAAGAAACUAAUAACUAAUAACGGAUAGGAACAGUGGCUAACUAAUAACUGAUAGGAACAGUGGUUUGGUAAAAACUGAUGGUUACAAUGUUUUGAGUGAAAAGAUUUGCACUUUUACACAUUACAAAUUUUUGUGUUUUGUGUUUGUUUCAUUUUGUGCAAUUUUUUCAUUUUCUUGUUGAAGUGUGCAUUUUUAUUUUGAUACUCUCCACAUUUUUCUGUAUUUUCAUUUGCAUUCACAAUUUAAUUGACUUAGUUAUUUUCAUUGCUUAAUCAUUGCACAUUUAAUUAAAUUUAACACUUGUGAAUUAAUUUGCAUUUACUUAGAAUUCUUUUCAAGUUUUAUUGUUGUUUAGCACUUGUGAAUUAAUUUCAAAUUUUCAAUUAUUGCCUAACACUUUUGAAUUUUGAUUGAAUCAAUUUUCUUGAAUUUUGUGAUAAAUUAAUUUUGAUUUAAUUUUACUUAACUUAAUUUGAUUCCAGAAUUAAUUAAACUUUUCUUUGUUUUCAAGCAACAGUAAUUUUCCCUGAUAUUGUAAAUUUCACUUAUAAAUUUUGAGUUUAAUAAUAAAUUUUUAUAUUUAAAAUUUUUAUAAGUAUUUUCAUUUAUAACCAGUAUAUUUGCAUAUGAUUAUGUUAGGUAGAAACAUAGAGUGGUGAUUAAUCUGCUUUCCUUCAAUUUACUUGAAGUGACUUAGAACCAGGGAAGUACUUAGACUUCUGAAAUCAGGGAAAUAUUUAGACUUUUAAAGUUGUUGAUGGAGUGAUGCCCUUUGAUUAAUUUAAUUACUUACAAGAUUACCUCACACCUGUUUUAGUCUGAUUUUCUGCAGUACGGGUAAGUUGUUAAGGGAUCACUGUUGCCUUUAGAGUAUUCAUUCGUUUAAUACCUGUGAUGAGGGUCCAGGUGUCUGGCUUUUGUGAGGUAACAAUAAAUGAAUGGUAAGUGUAGUAACCAGAUACUUGGCACUUCGUAACAAUCUCUAUGUCAGGGUUGUAACAGAACCAUAGCCCCAAGGUGCUUAUCCUUGAUUUAACAGUCGAAGGAAGAACGUGACACUGUUCAGUUUUCUCUGGAAUUAUCCCAUACGAGGAGAACACCCUAAUAAGUUUACUCGCGAUUUCUAUAAUUUUGUUAUAAAAAAAAAUUCCUAAUAAAAAGGAUCAGUGUUAUUUCUUUCAUUCAAACUCCUGAGUGAGCCGUUAAGUCCCACACCAUGACUUGAAGACGAUCGAUGGGCCUACUGAUUUUUAAAUGUAACGGUAAAACAACAUCAGUUUUGAAUUAAAUCACUGCUCCACGGAAUGUCGGUAAAUCACGGGAUAUCUCCAUACUGACUGUUCUUAUUUAUGUCCUAUACAUGGACUUGUGUACCGUCAAUGAUUUCCAGUUACUGGAACACAUAUGCAGCACGACAAAGACGUAAUUGUCUACAGCUUAUCUCAGUAGCUCUAAAUGUUUCAAUUUUUCAUUAUUUUUCAAAGCGGAAAACAAUUCUCAAGCAAAGUAAGCUGAUAAAGGGUAAAUGCCAUGAAAACGUGAAAAGCAGAACUAAUGGGACAGCAAAUAAAAAAUAGAGAUAAAUCCCCCAAAAUCAAGGAUGCCAAAAGGCGAGGCCCGUGAAACAAAGGGGACGCUCAACCGGAGUUACGAAAUCAAGAUAAACUGUCGACGUACGAAGAAAUCUCAGACAAUUUUCAAAGGAAGAAGGGUAGCUGUUGUACCCAACCCAAAAGAGCGAGGAAGCUAAACUGAAAGAUUAAUGUUGAUUGUCAAAGGUUAAGGUCCCAGAGAUGAGUCUGGAAACACAAGAGCAUCGUUUGACUUGCAUGGUUUGCCCUCUUGUUCAUAUCAGGGCAUUUUAAGAGUCUGGCAAAACUAAUAAGAGCAGACUAGAACAGCAUGACGGCAAGAGAAUAGCAAUCCUUCAAUCUGCUGUCGAAGACUUCAAAUUAAAAGUGGCUUGGGUGUGCACUAUAGCAAAUGGUCACUUUGGUUAAUAUUGCCUUCAAACAGAAGAUUAUAUCAGUUUUUUUAAGACAUGACUAUGGCAUAAGCAAAUGAAGUAAUGAUGUACAGAAUGCUUUAUGUGAUUAAAAUCAUCCAAUUAUAUAAACUUGGCCAAAUAGAGCAAUAAGAGUUCAUACUAAUUUUACA